AUGAUUCAGGACACGCUUGAUUUUUUCACUUCCCAAUGGGCCUACGUGUUGCUCGCAGGCUUGGCUGCGCGGGUUCUGUACAACUAUUUUCAAAGGGGACUUUGGAAAGUGCCAGGACCUUUCAUCAGAGGAAUCACCAGUAUUCCUCGCGUCCUUUCGGCUUACCAUGGCAAUUCCCACAAUGACGACAUCAGUCUGCACCGAAAGUACGGCAAACUCGUGCGCCUUGGGCCGAAUUUACUGUCCAUUUCCGACCCUGCGGAGAUUAACCAAAUCUAUGGCAUCGGCACCAAAUUCAUCAAGUCCCGCUUCUACGAACUGUCCUCUGCAUAUGACGACGAGGGCUUGGUCCCAGAUACUUUUGUUCUUACAGACAAGGCCCUUCAUACCAGAAUGAAGAAGAACGCCGCGAACGCAUAUUCGACGAACGGUUUGAUACAAAUGGAAUCGUGGAUUGAACCUGUAACAGAGCGAUUAGUCCGCAAACUUCGCAGACAGGCAGGCCAGCCCGUCGACAUAGCAAGCCUCUUGAAAGACUACGCAAUGGACGCUGUUUUUGCGGUGACAUUUGGCAGAGACUUUAAUUACGUUGAAGAAGGCGAUGUUUUGAAGAUGUACGGCGUCUUGGAGACAGUUAGUGACUAUAUGGCUGUUAUUGGACAAGUACCUUGGAUGCACAAAUUCCUCUUGGCACGGCCCUUGGUGGCUCGACUCGUGUUUGGCGAAGGAGGCGGUGACAAGGAAAUGUUCCAGCUCGCAAUAUCCGAAAUUGAAGCUGCCAAGAAGAAACAGUCAGAGGACGGUCCACUUACAUUUCUCCAGCGGCUGCUCUUGAACCAGGCCAAGAACCCAGCGUCCAUCAAUGAUCGGGAAAUCAUGACCCAUGCAUUUGGUAACAUUGCUGCGGGAAGUGACACCACCGCUAUCGCUUUGCGUUCGGUCUUCUUCCAUGUUCUCAAACAUCCGCAUGUGUAUGAGAAGCUUUCUGAGGAGUUCAGUACCCUGGCGACGCCCGUCAGUUUCACCGACGCCAACAAGCUACCAUAUUUUGGGGCCGUGAUACAGGAGUCUCUGAGAAUGCACCCAUCAGUGGGAAUGAUGCUAGCCCGCCUAGUUCCUGCUGAAGGUGCCGAGAUCUGCGGCCAUAAGCUCCCUGGUGGCACCGAAGUGGGCAUCAACCCAUGGGUACUUCACCGUGACCCAGAGGUCUUUACCGAUCCUGAUAGUUUCCGCCCUGAAAGGUGGCUUCCAACAGAAACAAAUGAGGAGCAUCUUCGGGCUAUGAAUAGGUGCUUCUUUACUUUCGGCCACGGGGCUCACACCUGCAGUGGGCGUUGGAUCAGCCUAAUGGAAAUCAAGAAGAUCGUUCCCACCCUUCUCAUCAAUUUCGAUAUGAAGUUAGUGAAGGAGAGCGAAUAUGGAUUCAAGAACCGAUGGUUCACGCCACAACAUGGUUUAUGGGUCGAAAUGACUCCAAAGGUGUGA
This is a messenger RNA of Clonostachys byssicola, 1485 nucleotides long. The record is from the annotation of a GenBank genome assembly. Lineage: Eukaryota; Fungi; Ascomycota; Sordariomycetes; Hypocreales; Bionectriaceae.